Molecule: messenger RNA, 589 nt
Organism: Cyprinodon variegatus (sheepshead minnow)
Lineage: Eukaryota; Metazoa; Chordata; Actinopteri; Cyprinodontiformes; Cyprinodontidae
Gene: abhd6
Product: abhydrolase domain containing 6
Exons: 4
Coding region: 149-589 (146 amino acids)
Source: RefSeq, a predicted model, not a curated record
UGAACGCAGCACGGCCGUUGCUCUUUAAAGGCGCAUGAAAGGCUGAGCGGCGGUUAUGUAAUGUGGGUGAAAGAGGAAGAAAGAGGAGAGGAAGAGGAGUGAAUGGAAGACAGCAGCAGGAGGAGCAGGACAGGUCUCUGCAUCAGCGAUGGAGCUCAGUGUGGCUAAAACCUUAAUGUUAACAGGAGGGGUUCUCCUUCUUCCUGUAGUCGCCUUUGUUACCUCCUACCUCUUCUGGCCCGGACUGCUCCUGAAGGCCUAUAACUGGUACUGGCGCCGCAGGCUAGGAAUGGUGGUCCGGUAUUCUUACAGAGGAAGUUAUCGAUUCUGUUAUUCAAGCCGUGGAACACCAGGAGGCGCCACACCAUCUCUGCUGCUGCUGCACGGUUUUUCUGCCACCAAGGACAUGUGGCUGCCAGUCAUCAAUUUCCUCCCUAAAAACCAGCAUGUGGUUUGUGUGGACAUGCCUGGACAUGAAGGAACGAGUCGAACUGGUGCAGAAGAUUAUAGCAUCCUGGGACAGGCCAACAGAAUCCAUCAGGUCGGUCCAUCCAUUCUAUUCUCAUCAUUUAGAAAUGAUUCUUUAUGA